This is a messenger RNA of Hydra vulgaris (swiftwater hydra), 942 nucleotides long. Its product is annotated as solute carrier family 35 member B1. The record is from RefSeq and is a predicted model, not a curated record. Gene Ontology annotation, molecular function: UDP-galactose transmembrane transporter activity; UDP-glucose transmembrane transporter activity. Gene Ontology annotation, biological process: UDP-galactose transmembrane transport. NCBI's taxonomy places the organism in Eukaryota, Metazoa, Cnidaria, Hydrozoa, Anthoathecata, Hydridae. Gene Ontology annotation, cellular component: Golgi membrane; endoplasmic reticulum membrane.
AUGUUAUUUAAACUUUGUGUUUGUUUUUUGGGAGUUUUUUUGGGCUAUCUAGCAAAUGGUAUUGUAAAUGAAGUAAUAACUACAAGGUUUGGAAAAGAAGUAUUUGAUUUUUAUCUCACAAUGUUAAUUGUUCCGGCGCUUUGUAAUGCUAUUUGUGCUCGACUAAUACUUUUAACUAUCAGCAAUCCAAAAGAAAUGAUCGUAAAAUCAGAUGUUCCUGAAAGACUAUAUUUGGGGUGUAGCAUUUUGAAUAUGCUCUCAAUGAUGUGUUCGUUCUUUGCUUUGUUUUAUGUCAGUUAUCCUACGCAGUUAAUACUAAAGUCUAGCAAACCUAUAUCUAUAUUAGUCUUUGGAUAUUUUACUAAUAAAAAAGCAUACCCCCUGUAUCGAUUUUUGAGUAUAUUUCUUACUGUAACUGGCGUAAUGAGCUUUAUGUGUUUUGAAUAUAAAAUGCAAGAUUUGGCAGGCGCUAAAAAUGGUGUUCAACACUACGUUUCAUACGGAUGUUUGUUAAUUUUAUUUUCUUUAAUUUUAGACGGUAUUUUGGCGUCUAUACAGGAUAUAAUGAAGCGAGACUAUUCCAUAGAGGCACAUAAACUAAUGUAUUUUACGAACAAAUAUUCUUUUCUAAUUUUGGGGACGAUAAUGUUAUUUACAAAUGAGUUUAAAGAUUUUUAUAUCUAUGCAGAAAAAUUUCCUCUUGUUUUGCUCUAUACUUUAAUUUUAGGUUUAACUAGUGCUUUUGGUCAAAAUUUUAUAUACUUUAGUAUUGCGUGGUUUGGCCCUUUAACUUGCGCAGUUAUAACGACUACUCGUAAAUUUUUUAAUGUAUUAAUAUCUGUUUUUGUUUUUUCGCAUAAUCUGAAAGCCGAGCAAUGGAUGAGUGUUGUUCUAAUAUUUAUUGGUUUAUUUUUUGACAUUUGGAUUCAGCGCUCAAUUUAA